This is a messenger RNA of Microplitis mediator, 1764 nucleotides long. RefSeq lists its product as uncharacterized. Bases 323 to 1441 code for a protein of 372 amino acids. The transcript has 7 exons. NCBI's taxonomy places the organism in Eukaryota, Metazoa, Arthropoda, Insecta, Hymenoptera, Braconidae. The record is from RefSeq and is a predicted model, not a curated record.
UGUGCGCAUACAAGCAAACACACAAAUUAAAUGUCGACUUACACAUUCUUACAUCUUAUCAAAUUUAUUGUAAGCCAAAGAUCAUUUCAACUACCGAAGUUCAAUCAUUAACAGUUACUUGCUAAAAAAAGCCAACUGUCACAUAACAUAUUUUACUUAAUUGCUUUGUUUUUCUCAAACAAUUAACAUUCAAUUGUAAUAAUAUUUAAAGUUUUAACAUCAGGCAACAAUUGUCUAAACUUUAAGUUUUUUUGUCAGUUUACUGUAACGUUUUAAACGCAUGCCGAUAGUGACAUCGUUAAAUGAUAAUUGAUAAUUCAGAAUGGCAACUCCCACAAACAACCGGAAACCUGGAGUUAUAAUUUUAGGAGGAUGUGGUUUCAUUGGAAGGAACCUCGCGGCUUACCUGAUUGAACAAAAUUUAGUUUCACACAUUAGAAUUGUGGAUAAAGUGCCUCCACAAACUGCUUGGCUCAAUAAAAAACAUCAAUUAAUAUUUGAAAAUCCACUAAUUGAAUUCAAAAGUGCUAAUCUAAUAAACCCUGUUUCGUGCCAAAAUGCCUUUGUCACUGACAAUCCCAUUGACUAUGUGUUUAAUUGUGCGGGAGAAACUAAAAGUGGCCAAACAGACCCCGUUUACCGAGAAGGUAUCUAUAAACUAAGCAUCAAUUGCGCUCAACAUGCUGUCAAACUUGGAGUCAAACGCUUUGUUGAAAUAUCAUCGGGUAAUAUGAGUUCAUCAGAAAAAGCUCCCCACAAGGAAGAUGAUCCUACAGACCCAUGGACAUUUAUUGCUAAACAUAAAUUACAAGUAGAAAAUGACUUAAAAAACAUUCCAGGACUUAAAUAUACAAUACUCCGUCCAGCGGUUGUUUAUGGAGUAGCUGAUAAAAGUGGUCUAGCUCCGCGUCUUGUCGUUGGCGCUGUUUACAAACAUUUGGGUGAAAUGAUGAAAUUACUCUGGGGUCCUAAUCUUCAUAUGAAUACUGUCCAUGUACUUGAUGUCGCCCGAGCAUUGUGGCAUGUAGCUAUCAGAGAUGAUACAAUCGGUCAAGUUUACAAUUUAGUUGAUGAAGGAGAUUCAACACAAGGAUCUAUAAGUGCCAUGGUUUCGGAAUUAUUUAAUAUUAAUCACGACUAUUGGGGUACUGCUCUUUCUACAUUAGCCAAGACGGACAUGAGUACGGUCGUUGAAGAAGUCAACGAUAAACAUAUGGGUCCCUGGGCAGAAGCCUGCACUAAAGAUGGUAUAGAAAAUAGUCCAUUGUCGCCAUACAUUGAUCAGGAAUUGCUGUACAACAAACAUCUUUAUUUAUAUAAUGGAAAGUUACUUAAAAUUGGAUUUAAUUACAAUUAUCCAAAAGUUACUAAGGAACUAUUGAAAGAGAUGCUCGAUGAUUAUGUUUUAAUGAAAAUUUUUCCACAUUCCUUAAUGCUGUAGAAGAAAUCCAAGCUGCCAAUACUCGACGAUGCAAUAAUGACUAAUUCAAUAAGGCCUAGAAUUAUAAAUUUUAGACCCUUAAGUCUGUCAUAGAGAUAAAAAUUUUCACCUCGUGCCUAAUAUUCUUUCGGAAUCAUAUAUUAGAUUAAUGCGUUAUGUGUCUCAUUGAUAUUUGGCAAUUUAUUGACACUUAUCCCAUAAAUUAUAAUUAUAAAAAAAAAAGUUAUUAACUUUAAAAAAGACAUCACGUUACUAAAAUUUAAAAAAUUUCAAUUUAACUAAUUUUAAAUUAGUUAGUUAUUGAAAAUUCGGUAAUGAUACAU